CGGCGAGCGCCCGGUGAGGAGACAUCACUAGUUGCGGAGCUUGUCAGCGGUGUUUGUCCGAAUCGUCAUCGGAAACGAGCGCGAUGUUCAAGGCGUCUCUCUUCGUGCUUUGCGCUAUCGUCGCAAGGGCAAGCAGCGCGGGAGACAUCUAUGUGGAUGAGACGCAAGAUAGACCGUCUCGGGUCAGGGCCAACGACGAUCUCCGGCCCCCGGCUCCGUACAGCUUCACGUACGGCAGCUCGGACAAGCACGGCUCGCACGGCCGCGAGGAAAGCCGGGACGAGCACGGCACCGUGCGCGGCUCGUACCGCAUCGCCCUCGCUGACGGCCGCAUGCGCGUCGUCAAGUACGUCGCCGACAAGGACGGCUUCCGAGCUGGCAUCUCGACGAACGAGCAGGGCACCGAGUCGGCCAGUUCGUCGGGCGUGGUCAUCAACUCGCAGGCCCUGCCCGGUGCGGAUGCUGCCAGGGCGGCGCACAGGUCCAUGACUCGGGCAGGAGGUUCGAGGCACUCCGCUCCGACGCGCGCAGCCGCGGCUGCGGCGUCUUCGAACGUGGAGCAGUGGGUGCCGGCGCCGUCGCGCUUGAGGGCGCCCUCCUACCUGCCCGCAGAAAGGGGCGAGGUCGUCUAUUACGAGUCAUAACGUGGGAAGUAUAUGUGAUCAGGGCACACAGUUAAUGUAGAGAGUUUCACGGCAGAGGCCGC
Molecule: messenger RNA, 706 nt
Organism: Rhipicephalus microplus (southern cattle tick)
Lineage: Eukaryota; Metazoa; Arthropoda; Arachnida; Ixodida; Ixodidae
Cellular component (GO): extracellular matrix
Source: RefSeq, a predicted model, not a curated record